UAUCCAUCAUUCAUCAGAAUUCAUAACCGCAUAAGCCCAUGCCUCAUAUCUCUAUAUAAACGCUCACUUGCUCCCCCGUUUCCUCUACACCUUAUUCCCUCUCUUACCCACACUCUUCCCAACCAAAACCAAAAAUUAAUAUUACUCAUUAUGGCUCCCAGGGAUAAGACGGCUGCCGUUAAGGUUAACGGCAAAGGUAGCGCCGGCGUUAAAGAGGUACAUUUUAGGGGUGUUAGGAAGAGGCCAUGGGGAAGGUACGCUGCUGAGAUCAGAGAUCCAGGCAAGAAGAGCCGCGUUUGGCUCGGCACCUUCGACACCGCCGAGGACGCAGCGCGUGCAUACGACGCCGCCGCUCGAGAGUUCCGUGGCCCAAAGGCUAAGACCAACUUCCCCUUUCCUGAUUCCGACGACAACAACAAUAACAACAUCGUCGUCGUUAAGAACAACAACCGCAGCCCCAGCCAGAGCAGCACCGUCGAAUCUUCCAGCCGGGACCGCGACUCCUACUCCGCCGCUGCCACCGCAGCAGCUGAUUCGUCGCCCUUAGACCUUAACUUGGCCCCCGCUGGAGCUGGAUUCUCCGGAUCCAUUCGGUUCCCAUUCCAGCAGCCGUUCGCCGUGUUUCCCUGCCGGAUGCCGGCGGCGAAGCAGGCUCUGUACCUCGACGCGGUGCUGCGCGCCGGCAUGGUUGGUCACGGCCAGUUCGGUUUUGGUUAUAACCGCCCCGCGGCGGCGGGAGCGCAGAGUGACUCGGACUCUUCGUCGGUGAUUGAUCUGAACCAGCACGACGGCGAUGUCGCUAAGAAUCACGGAAGAGGCUUAGUUCUAGACCUGAACGAACCUCCUCCACAAGAGAUGGCUUGAACCUUAGGGUUCCGUAAUUUUUAAUGUUCCCGGAUUAUGAGUCUCUCUAUCCUUUUUUUUUUUGUUAAGAAAAAAUCUAAUUAAGAAGAGGUAAUCGUUUUGUGAAUAGAAUAGAUAGGCGAUUAUUGUUGUGUCCAAUUUUUUGCGACUGGGAAACUAAACGAUCCCGUUUGGAUCUCUGUUGUUCCGGAAACCCCAAUGUUAAUUACGAAACUGCCACUAGUUUUUGUUAAUGAUGAUGAUGAAUCAGUUGUAAUAAACUAAUACUUGCAGUGCAGUGCAGUUUUUGGCUUCAAUAAUAGUAGUAAGAUGAAAAUGUUUGAUGAUCCA
This is a messenger RNA of Arachis stenosperma, 1194 nucleotides long. Its product is annotated as ethylene-responsive transcription factor 4. NCBI's taxonomy places the organism in Eukaryota, Viridiplantae, Streptophyta, Magnoliopsida, Fabales, Fabaceae. Gene Ontology annotation, biological process: regulation of DNA-templated transcription. Bases 151 to 864 code for a protein of 237 amino acids. The record is from RefSeq and is a predicted model, not a curated record. The transcript has a single exon. Gene Ontology annotation, molecular function: DNA binding; DNA-binding transcription factor activity.